GAAUUCAAGCAAGGUAGAUUUAGUAUAAUCUUUUAGAGCUCGACUCCUUUUUACAAACUUUCACAAGGGAUUACGUCUUUACAUACUCCCUCUUCUUCUUCCUCUUCAUCCGCAAAUCUACUCUUAGCAUUUGUGGAGAGAUGCAAAUCUUUGUUAAUUAAUUUACUCUUCUUCAAUUCUCCGACAUUCUCUAGAAGUUUUGAAGUUGCGACUCUCGACAUUUGACAGCCGCAACCUUAAACUUGGGCCACGAACUUUAUACUGCCACUGCAAAUCAUAUUACCAUUGAGAGUUACCUUGGGAGAUACAUCAUAGGGAGGGAGGAAGCCUCGUUCUCGAAAACCCUCGCAGACAUUCGAGAUGGCGUCCGAUAAGACAGCUGUUGCUUCUGGUGCGGAUCAUACUCAAACAACCCGUCGACGUAAUGUACCAUCAUCCAAUGGAAGUCUUGUAAACACCGUGGAGGUAGAUGACAAGAAGACGCAAGUCAAGAAGGGAAAGCAAUCCCUAGUAGGAUUUCUUGACGAGUGGGAGUUCUUGAUCGCACCAUUGGUUUUUACAAUAUUCGCAUUCUUUACUAGAUUAUACAAAAUCGGCCUUUCACCUAUUGUUACUUGGGAUGAAGCUCAUUUUGGAAAAUUUGGGUCACAUUACAUCAAAAGAGAAUUUUACUUCGAUGUCCAUCCCCCUCUUGGAAAAAUGCUGGUUGGUCUUUCCGGUUAUCUUGCAGGUUACAAUGGUACUUUCGAAUUCAAAUCUGGGGAACAAUAUCCUGAGGAUGUGAAUUACACUUUCAUGCGUGCCUUCAACGCCUUCUUCGGUGCCGUUACUAUUCCAUUAGCUUACUACACUGCUCGCGAAUUGAACUUCAAGAGACCGGCUGUGUGGUUCGUUACAUUAAUGGUUUUGUGCGAAAACUCCUACACCACAAUCAGUCGCUUUAUUCUCUUGGAUUCUAUGCUCCUAUGCUUCACAUUCACCACUGUUCUUUGCUGGGCCAAAUUCCAUAAUCUACAAAAGCAAAGCUGGACUGCUGAAUGGUUCGUUUGGCUCUUGUUGACUGGUGUAAGCAUUGGCUGUGUUUGCAGUGUGAAGAUGGUUGGUCUUUUCUGCACAACCAUGGUUGGUAUUUACACAAUCGAGGAUUUAUGGAACAAAUUUGGCAAUAUCAGAAUGCAAAAGGUCGAGCUCGCCUCACAUGUCGCUAUCAGAGUAAUUUGUUUGAUCGUUAUCCCCAUAGGAGUUUACAUUGCCUCCUUCGCUGCCCACUUCGCCAUUCUUCAAAACAGUGGGCCCGGUGAUGCUCAAAUGAGUUCAUUGUUCCAAGCCAAUUUGAGAGGAACUGAAGUUGGAAAAGAUAGCCCACUUGAAAUCGCAUAUGGUUCUCGGGCUACGAUUAAGAAUAUGGGAUACGGCGGUGGUCUUCUUCACUCCCACAUUCAGACCUACCCUGAAGGAUCCAACCAACAACAAAUUACUUGCUACCAUCACAAAGACGCUAACAACGAGUGGUGGUUUUAUCCUAAUCGUUCUCAACCAGAAUUCGACCCAGAGGCACCACUCAGAUAUGUUGCUGAUGGCGAUGUUCUACGUUUCGUUCAUUCACAGACUGGUCGCAACCUCCACUCACACGAUGUAUCAGCGCCUAUUACCAAAGCUGACAAGGAAGUUUCAUGUUAUGGAAACACCACUGUUGGUGAUGACAAAGAUCACUGGACCAUGGAAGUUGUCAAGGAUGUUUCCUCAAAUGAUCGAAGCAAAAUUAGAACCUUAACCACUGCUUUCCGACUCAAGCACACAAGUUUAGGAUGUUACUUACGCGCUGGUAACGUUAACUUGCCACAAUGGGGUUUCAAGCAAAUCGAAGUCACUUGCACCAAGGACAACAAUCCCAAGGAUGUUUACACUCACUGGAACGUGGAAGCCCACUGGAACGAGAAAUUGCCUGCUGCUGAUGCUGGAGCUUACAAGUCUCCUUUCAUUCACGACUUUAUCCAUUUGAAUGUUGCUAUGAUGACUUCGAACAACGCACUUGUGCCAGACCCCGACAAGCAGGAUGAUCUCGCUUCCUACUUCUGGCAAUGGCCAAUUCUCAACGUAGGAUUGAGAAUGUGUGGAUGGGAUGAUAAUAUAGUCAAAUACUUCCUUCUUGGUAACCCUCUUGUAUACUGGGGCUCUACCGCCUCUCUGGGUCUCCUCGGCCUACUCGUGCUUUGGUAUCUCGUUAGAUGGCAGCGCGGGUAUGACGAGCUUAAACAGUCCGAGAUUGAUCAAAUCCACUAUGCUGGACUGUACCCAGUUCUUGGAUGGUUCCUCCACUAUGUGCCAUUUGUCGCCAUGGCCCGUGUCACUUACGUUCAUCACUACUAUCCAGCACUCUAUUUCGCUAUCUUAGUAUUUGGUUUCUGUGCGGAUUGGAUGUUAAGAAACCAAGUUAAAACUUUGCAAUAUGCUAUCUAUGGUGUUUUGUACGCCUUGACGAUUGCACUUUACAUUUUCUUUAUGCCUAUUUCAUGGGGUAUGGAAGGACCUAAUAGGGAAUACUCUAGGUUGAAGUGGUUUGAUAGCUGGAGGGUUACAGAUUAGAGUGCGCGUAUUAAAGAUAAGACGCGAAGAUAAAAGUCUUCAUGUAUGCGAAGGCAACAAUCAUAUGUUGAGGUAGAUGAAUGGAUAGAUGGUUCAAUGGCGAUAUUGUCUUGUGGGAAGGAACGAACCGGGGAAGAGAACUCUGAAAAGGGAAAAAAAUAUUCGGAUAGUAAGGUGGGUGGAUGGCCUGACUCAUUCCGACAUGAAUUUAUAUUUUACGUUACGGAUAAAUAUGUGUAACAAUAUUUUGAAAUGUUUCAUCUUUUGUCUUAUCUUGUGGUGCAGGGCUGAAAUGUGCUUGUUGUAUUGUAUGUUUGUAUUCUACGAAUAGGUCUUGGGGGAGAGGGAGGGUGUAAAUGAACGAACAGUUACUUGGGAAGAAGGAAAAGGGGAGGGAGAGGGCACAAUGAGAGUAAUGAAACUCAUGCUAUGCGAUGUAGUGAACCUAUUUACACACAAGUAGUAUUUGAUCAAUAACACUGAGAGAUGGA
This is a messenger RNA of Botrytis cinerea B05.10, 3077 nucleotides long. It is a transcript of the gene Bcpmt2, whose product is annotated as Bcpmt2. Gene Ontology annotation, molecular function: dolichyl-phosphate-mannose-protein mannosyltransferase activity. The transcript has 5 exons. Gene Ontology annotation, biological process: protein O-linked glycosylation via mannose. NCBI's taxonomy places the organism in Eukaryota, Fungi, Ascomycota, Leotiomycetes, Helotiales, Sclerotiniaceae. The coding region runs from base 361 to 2586 and encodes 741 amino acids. Gene Ontology annotation, cellular component: endoplasmic reticulum; membrane. The record is from RefSeq and is a predicted model, not a curated record.